AUGAGCGUUGACUAUUCAAAACCAUAUACUGACUUUAUAGAAGCUUUUGAAAAACUUUUCAGUAUUAAACCUGAUAAAUCUGUUGAAGAUCUGUACAAUACAAUAACAAAUGUCUUGAUUUCUAAAUACAAACUUUCGGGAUAUCGCAUUUCAAAGAUUAUUCUUACGGCAAUUCAAUACAAUUAUGCUUCUACAGAGAUAUACAUUAAAAUUCUCGAGCUUCUCGGCUUCAAAAAUAAUAACAUUUGUAAAUUGGAUUUUCCAUUAGAAGGUUCGAUCGAAUAUAUUCUUAUGCAUGAUCAAAUUGAUAAAUUUAAAGAAUAUAUUUCUCAAAAAAAUAUUAAUAACAAUGACACAAUUCUUGAAAUUCCAAUGUUGAAAAUCAAAAAUUAUUCAAUUCACGAUGAAUUUGAAGAUCUCAAAACUCUUAGCAAUUUAUCAAUUGUUAAGCAUAGAGUAUCUUUUGCUUACUUGUCAUUAAUUAAAGCAUGUGCUUAUUUCGGGUCCGUCAAUAUUUUCAAAUUUUUAUUUUCAAAUUUAUAUUCUAAAUUAGACAAUAAAUGUCUUAGACUUGCAAUUAUCGGAAGAAAUACAGACAUCAUUAACGAUUGCUUGAAAGACAAUGCGAUGGAUAGCGAAUGUCUUAGAGAUAUUGUAAAAUGUCAUAAUAAUGAAAUGCUUUCAUACGUUUUAGACAGACAGAUAUUUACAAUUCAAGAUUUCGCAGUAAAUAAUUCGAUUGGUACAAAUAUUUAUGAAGAUAUUAUCAAAUAUCAAAACCUGAAGGCUGUAUUUCUGCUUUUCGCGAAAGAAAAAAACUUUAUUGUUCCAUGGUGCGCUGUAUUUCCACAAACGAAUGAGCUUCUAAUGAAAGAAAAACUUUCUCUGGACAAAGUUACUUGGCGGAAAUUGGAUAUUUUCCAUUACGCAUUCAAAUCUAAAAAUGUGGAUAUUUGCAGAUAUUUAUUAGAUUCCAAUAGUAUUGACGUCAAUAAAAAGUCUAUAGAUGAAAAAACUUAUCUUCAUUAUGCAGUAAUGAAAGAUUGCCUUGAUAUUGCUGAUCUAUUAAUUUCUCAUGGUAUUGAUAUCAAUGCAAAAGAUUAUCAUGGUAUAACACCACUUCAUUGUGCUGUGAUCAACGAUAAAAUAAGAAUGGUUGAAUUUCUUAUUUGGCAUGGGGCUGAUAUCAAUACAAAAGAUUAUCAUGGGAAAACACCAAUUCAUUAUGCAGUUGGUAAAAAUAACAUAAGAAUAGUAAAAUCUCUUAUUUCUCAUGGUGCUGAUAUCAAUUCUAAAGAUUAUGAUUACAAAACACCACUUCAUUAUUCAGUUGAUAAAGUAACCUUCAUUGAAAUUAUUGAAUUUCUUAUUUCACAUGGUGCUGAUAUCAAUUCAGAAGAUUGUGAAGGGAAAACACCAUUUAAUUAUUUAAUUCACAAUGAAUUUAAUCCAGAAAAAUUAGAACUUCUUCUAUCACAUGGUGCUAAUAUCGAUUCAAAAGAUCAUAAAGGGAACAUGUCAUUUCAAUAUAUAGCUUUUGUUGGAUUUAGCCAAGAACGAUUAAAAUUUCUUUUAAUGCAUGGUGCUAAUAUCAACUUAAAAGACCAAUGUGGUAAAACAUCACUUCAUUAUUCAGCUAUGGAUGAAUCAAGCCCAGAAAAAUUUAAAUUUCUAAUUACAAAUGGUGCUGAUAUCAAUGCAUAA
Molecule: messenger RNA, 1704 nt
Organism: Trichomonas vaginalis G3
Lineage: Eukaryota; Parabasalia; Trichomonadida; Trichomonadidae
Product: spectrin binding
Exons: 1
Coding region: 1-1704 (567 amino acids)
Molecular function (GO): protein binding
Source: RefSeq, a predicted model, not a curated record